CUGCCAUUGACCCACAAUGACGUACAUUGUUGGCCUGAGCGUGUCCAUGGAAGCUUUCGUCGCGUGCUCCAUCUGCGUACCCUCCUACGACUCCCUCUAUUGCCUUUCCCUAUUCACUGUCCAUGGCAGAACCGGACAGACAGCGGUUGGGUAGAUUGAGAUGGAGCCUCUACUCUCCAGACUCCUCGUCCGUACUGCCUCCACCGCCAAGUCAAGGUCUUCCAAUGGUUAUUGGAUGUGUAGCAGCUGUCGCGUGCUCGACCAGAAUGGCCGGCCAUCCUUCCCUUUCCGUCGGACCUUCAGUGUGCCCAGCGGACGGCGCAUGAAGGUGCAGGAGGAUGCUAAUCAAACACCGAAUCUCGAUGACAGCUCCCAUUCCCAGUCCGCAGCCAACUUAUCCCACGAUGUGACGCAGGCGGAGAAAGAUCACUUUCGACGCAUAGAGAAGGAAAGCAAAGACAAGCAGACUCGGUCACCGUGGAUGCGCGAGGGCAGCAACGUGCCUCCUGUAGCGCGGCAGCGCAGCGCAGGCGCCAUGGUGAAGGGAAAGCUGCUCACAACGCCGAGUCGAAUGCUUAAGCUCAUUCUGCCGUUGACGACGAGAGACAACAACAAGGACAGGAAAAACGUCGAACCAUUGGCGCUGCUUGUGCAUCCGCAGCAGCCGCUAAGCUACCUGGAGCGUCUUAUACAGAGCGAGCUACCUUCGCUAGAGGAUGGAGGGAAAUCAAGAGCCCCAAAUGUGACCUUCAGGGCGCAAGAUCGCACCGAGGAGGACAUUGGAAGCGGGAAGACGGCUGCUUCGGAAAUUCAAGGCGAAGAAGAGAGUGAUGAGGAGUUCAACAUUGAGGAUGCCGAAGAGACGAUGGUGGACGGCAAGCUUGAGCGGACUGGCAAGAUCAAUGACCCUUCUGCUGCAGCUAAGCAGCGAGACUCCGAGCUCCCAGCACAUGGCCAUAGCGAGAAGGAGACUAUGGACGCUUAUGCGCCUUCCGAUCCAGAGCACCCUGAGUUUGUCCGCUGGAGCCCGAGUACGGAGAUCGGCGAUUUCAUCCGUGACGCUGCGCGAGGCAAGGAGUUCGCCAUAGAUAUCGAAGGAGCAAGCAGUCCUAUCUACAUUGGCGUCCCUUCCUUCAAUGACCGUACCUACUAUCUGCGCAUGCGACUACGCAAAACCGCAAAGCGGAUAAGCGAGCUUGCGGACAUCAAGCGCGAAUGCGACGAAUACGCUCAGCGUGGUGCAAAGCGCGUCGCACAGGCAGGCUUCUCGGCGCUGAUAGCGUGGUGGGCUGCAGUCUACUACCUCACCUUCAAAACGGAAUUGGGCUGGGACGUUAUGGAACCCGUCACCUACCUCGUCGGUCUAACAUCACUGAUUGGAGGUUAUAUGUGGUUCCUCUACCAUAACCGCGAAGUCAGCUACCGGUCUGCGAUGAACUUCACAGUCUCGCGGAGACAAUCUCAACUGUACGAAGCGAAGGGUUUCGACCUCAGCACGUGGGAGGGUCUGGUAGAGGAAGGCAAUCGGCUGCGCCGAGAGAUUAAGAUGGUGGCUGAGGAGUAUGAUGUCGAGUGGGAUGAGAGUAAGGAUGAGGGCGACGAGAAGGUCAGGGAGGCGUUGCGGGAGGCGAGAAAGAAGGAGGGCAAGAAGGGCAAGAAGCGUGAUAAGGACGACGACGACGACGAUGAUGAUUAGAGGCUUGGAGUAGCG
This is a messenger RNA of Baudoinia panamericana UAMH 10762, 1711 nucleotides long. RefSeq lists its product as uncharacterized. The transcript is spliced from 2 exons. Gene Ontology annotation, molecular function: calcium channel activity; uniporter activity. Gene Ontology annotation, biological process: mitochondrial calcium ion homeostasis; calcium import into the mitochondrion. NCBI's taxonomy places the organism in Eukaryota, Fungi, Ascomycota, Dothideomycetes, Mycosphaerellales, Teratosphaeriaceae. The annotation marks the transcript as partial. The record is from RefSeq and is a predicted model, not a curated record. Gene Ontology annotation, cellular component: uniplex complex; mitochondrial inner membrane.